Molecule: messenger RNA, 1843 nt
Organism: Punica granatum (pomegranate)
Lineage: Eukaryota; Viridiplantae; Streptophyta; Magnoliopsida; Myrtales; Lythraceae
Source: RefSeq, a predicted model, not a curated record
UCUUUUGGAGCUCACUGUCGAAGAUUCGAAGCAGAAGCUCAUCGUGCGAAGGGGGAGGAGGAAGAAGAAGGAGGAGCAGAGAUGAACAAUCGGAGCUAGGAGACCCGGAACGUCCCCUUUGCCUCUUUCUUCUGCUCUUCCAAUGGCGAAAGAUGCAUCAUCACCAUCGCCUUCAUCCCUUGUACCUCCCACAGUUCCGAUGGAGCUCCAUGUGAAGAACCGCGAGAAGCUCCUGAGGGCUCUUCGGCAGCAUCUCUCCGAUUCUUCUCGACCGCUCCGCGGGUUCGUCUUCCUCCAGGGAGGUGAGGAGCAACUGCGGCACGACACCGAUCAUAUCGAGCUCUUCAGGCAGGAGAGUUACUUUGCUUAUUUGUUCGGAGCUACUGAGCCUGGAUUCUUCGGAGCUAUUGAUGUUAUGACUGGGAAUUCUCUUCUUUUUGCUCCAAGACUUCCCGCUGAUUACGCUGUUUGGUUGGGAGAAAUAAAGCCUGUAUCGUUCUUCCAGGAAAAAUACAAGGUUAACAUGGUUUUUUAUACCGAUGAGAUUACACAAGUUCUGCAUCAGCACUAUCGAGGAGAGGAAAAACCUCUCUUGUUCCUCUUGCAUGGCCUUAACACAGAUAGUCAUAAAUUCGCAGAACCAGCCAAAUUCGAGGGCAUUGCAAAUUUUGAGUCCGACUUGAACACUUUACAUCCUAUCCUGACUGAGUGUCGAGUUUUAAAGUCGGAUCUGGAGCUUGCUCUCAUUCAGUUUGCAAAUGAUAUAAGCUCUGAAGCUCAUGUUCAGGUUAUGAGGAACAUAAGGGUGGGCAUGAAGGAGUACCAAUUGGAAAGUAUGUUUCUUCAUCACACGUACAUGUAUGGUGGCUGUAGGCACUGCUCAUAUACAUGUAUCUGCGCCACUGGUGGAAACAGUGCUGUACUCCACUAUGGGCAUGCAGCGGCCCCCAAUGAUCGGACUUUCGAAGAUGGAGACAUGGCAUUGCUAGACAUGGGAGCUGAAUUCAGUUUCUAUGGAUCUGACAUUACAUGUUCAUUUCCAGUGAAUGGGAAGUUUACGAGUGAUCAGCGACUUGUAUAUAAUGCAGUGCUUGCUGCACAUGAUGCUGUUAUUUCGGUGAUGAAACCUGGUGUUAACUGGGUGGAUAUGCACAAACUGGCAGAGAAAACUAUUCUCGAUUCAUUGCAGAAAGCAAGGAUCCUAGUCGGUGAUGUAAAUGAGAUGAUGAUAGAGCGACUGGGUGCUGUUUUCAUGCCUCAUGGCCUUGGGCAUCUAUUGGGUAUUGACACUCACGACCCGGGGGGCUAUCCUAAGGGAUUGGAGAGACCCAAAGAACCAGGAUUGAGCUCUUUAAGGACAGCACGUGAGCUCCUUGAAGGAAUGGUGAUAACGGUAGAACCAGGAUGCUACUUCAUCGAUGCUUUGCUGGAACCCGCCAUGGAGAGCUCGAAAACAGCGAAGUUCUUCAAUCACGAAGCAGUUGCCCGAUUCAGAGGCUUUGGUGGAGUUCGGAUCGAGAGCGACGUGUAUGUCACCGCAAGCAGCUGUAUAAACAUGACAAAGGUUCCGCGUCAAGAAUCAGAGAUUGAAGCUGUGAUGGCAGGAGGAAGAUGGCCGAUUUGAGCAAUUACGACCUUUUUGUGAUGUACAAUAAAACAGGGAUAAGAUUGUGCUCGAGUUUGAAGAUUCGACUCUUCCAUGCAUGUCAUGAUCAUCACGUAAGGACAUCAAAUGGCAAAAAUUACAUACUUGUGUUAAUAUCCAUGCGAACGAUUUUUGAUAUUGGGAAUUAGAAUCUCAAGAAUCAAAUGCGCACCUAUCAAAUUUUGAGGUUGACUGAUA